AUGGCAGAAGACCCUCACUUUGAUAUCCUGAAGCGCUUCGUGAAUCUCGCAGACUUGGCCGGGUUGAAGAACUUCGCACCGCCAUGCUUUGCGUGGUCGCGAACUGCUGACGGCGAACUUCCACUGCUGUUUGAGGCAUUUAAAAAAGGAGUGAUGAAGCAUGAUAGCAGGAAACGAUGCCUCCAGAUUGUUGAGUGGAUGAUCAAAAAUGGAGCAGAUCCAUUUCUCCGACUGCCACAAAAACUCCGUGAACCCUGUGCCUUUCAGUGGUACAGAUCAAAGAGGGGCGAGAAGGAGAAAGACAUGUCCGACGAAAUACGUGUCCAAGCGAAUGGGCAGUGUCUCCUUUCCUUUGCCCUGGCGCUUCUCGAGGCUUUGGAUGAGACCGAGAAAGGGCGCUAUGUUGGGGCAGCUGACUUCGUCCAGGAGGUCGUAUCCAUAGUUUCCCGAAUGCAGGGCCAGCGACCGAAAAUAGAAGUAGACCAAACUGCAAUCGACCGCUGGGAAGCGAUCAGGAACAUGACUGCCACCCACAACGUCACAUUUGCCACUGCCGAUGGUCCAGUAACAGCACACGACAUUGCUCUCAUAGCGGCCUCCCCGGUGCUGUCGGCAAUGCUGCAGUCCUGCAUGACGGAAGGUUCUAGAAAGCAUAUUCAAGUCAAAGACUCUUCUGCUGCCGGUGUGUCCCUGUUCUUGGACCUUGUGUACGCAAGCUCCACAUGCAGUGAAGUGCAGUACAAGACCGCGCUCGAAGCCUUAGACCUCGCCCAUCGCUGGCAGGUGGAGGGCGUGGUGCGCGUGCUCGAGGAGAUCCUACAAGGGAUGAUCACCGAUUCCAGCUUCGUCGACAUCGCAUCGGCUGCCACGUUGAAGAGCUUGUUCGGCCUCGAGAAGGCUUGUGCUACCUUCGCCCAGAACAGCAAGGCGUUGCAACGGAUGUCGCAAAACGGGGAGCUACCUCCUGCUCUCAAGAAGCUUCUAGGCCAUGCGGCGAUGGCGUCUGAUACAUCGGCUCCAAAGAAGAGGCGCCGGAGUUUUUGA
Messenger RNA from Symbiodinium necroappetens, 1044 nucleotides. NCBI's taxonomy places the organism in Eukaryota, Dinophyceae, Suessiales, Symbiodiniaceae. The record is from the annotation of a GenBank genome assembly.